This is a messenger RNA of Meloidogyne enterolobii, 1868 nucleotides long. Lineage: Eukaryota; Metazoa; Nematoda; Chromadorea; Rhabditida; Meloidogynidae. The record is from the annotation of a GenBank genome assembly.
UCUCAGUUAAAUUGACCAAAAGUUAUGGAGUUAUAUCUGCAUUUUUAUAUAAAUAUUCAAAAACAAAAAAUAAAAUUCCAAAGAAUUUAACAAAAAUAGGGAGGAUAAAGCAAAAAAAUUAAAACAAAAUAUUUUUUUAAAGUAAAUAUUGAAAGACGUGUUAAAAAUUUAAUUCUUGUGGAACAAAAAAUGUCAAAAUCAUUUGAAAAAUAUUCGAAUACUUUACAAAGAUUUUCUAAUUGGGAUGAAACAGAAUUGUAUUUAGAAUUAGGGGAAAUAUCUCCUUUAUUUUUACCUUCAAGUAUUUCUAUUGAUUUUGUUAAAAUUUUGAAUGAAAUUGCUAGUGAAGGAAAUCCUUUAAUUAAUGAAAAAACAAAAAUUUUAAUAUUGGGAACUGAAAUAUUAAAAGAAUAUCGUUUAAUAAUUGAAUGGGCAGAAAAUGAAGAUGGAGGAAAUGUUUUGUCUGAUUAUUUGGAUUGGGCAUUAAUUUGGAGAAUUUUAUUUGAAUUAGAUUUUCGAUUUUCGAAUUUACUAAAUUCUUAUAAAAAAGAUGAAAUUGGGUGUGUGAGGAAUUUUGUUAGAAUUUAUUUUAAACAUUGGCUUGAUAAAUUAUAUGUAGAGAAGUUUGUUGAUAAAAAGGUUAUUGGACAAGUAGAAAAUAUUUUUAGUUUUAUUAAACAAAGUUUUGGACAAUUAAUUACUGAAGCUGAUUGGAUUGGAGACGAAUCUAAAAAUAAAGCAAAAAUUAAAUUAUCAAAAAUGAAACAAAAUAUUGGAUAUUUUAAAUUAAAUGAAGAUUUAAUAUUUUUAAAUAAAUUAUAUAAAAAAUAUAAAAUUGAAGAAAAUAUGUCUUGGAUGGAAAUGUUUGUACAAUUAAAUAGAAAUUAUUAUUUAUGGCCAACAAUUGAUUAUCAAGCAUCUUUCUUUGUUGAUGGUUAUUAUAAAUGGGCAUUUAAUUCAUUAGCUAUUUAUGGCGGAAUUAUGCAUUCUCCUUGGUUUGACCCAACAUUCUCCGAACCUUUAAAUUUUGGAGGUAUAGGAACUUUAUUAGGCCACGAAAUUUCUCAUGGAUUUGACUCUUCUGGUUUUCAUUUUGAUGAAAAUGGAGAUAGAAUUGAUGAAAAGGAUGUAGAUAAAGAGAUGAAUAAAAAAAUGGAAGAAAAAUUUGAAUGUUUUAUUCAACAAUAUAAUAAUUAUGAGAAUAACAAUUUACGUCCAAAUACUCGUUUUACAUUAUCUGAGAAUAUUGCAGACAAUGCAGGUAUUCGGGCGUCAUAUAAAGCUUGGAAAUUAUUUACAACUUCUCCAAAGAAAAUUAAAACUUUAAACAAAUCUUUAAAUCAAUUCACUGAAGAACAAAUAUUUUUUAUUGGAAAUGCUUUUACUUAUUGUUCUGUAAUGACUGAAGAAGAUAAAAAUAAUUAUGCAAAAACAGAUAAUCAUGCUUUCCCUAAAGCAAGAGUUAAUUUACCUCUUAGUAAUUUUCAAGCAUUUGCAAAAGCAUUUGAAUGCAGUUCUGGAACAAGGAUGAAUAAUAAUGAACAAAAAUGUCAACUUUGGUAGUAAAAUGAAUUGAAAAAUGAAUUGAAAAAAUUUUGUUUUUAUUUUUAUAUUUUUAAAUUUUAUUUUAAAAUAAUAAAUUGACUCUCGUUAUAUAAUCCAACCCUAAAAGACCGUAUGUGGGAAUAUAUCCCUGUGGUAUGAAAAUUUGUACUAUAAAAGAGUAAAUUAUGAGUUUUUAACAAUCAACAUUCAAUUAGUGUCGCUGGUUUGCUGCUUGCCGUUCUUCGCUUCCUAAGGUAAUUUGAAUUAUUUUUUUCUUGUUUUGUUUUCAAUAUGUACAUUUUACUCAAUUUAGAUGAAAUCUG